Molecule: messenger RNA, 3003 nt
Organism: Fusarium poae
Lineage: Eukaryota; Fungi; Ascomycota; Sordariomycetes; Hypocreales; Nectriaceae
Exons: 7
Coding region: 1-3003 (1000 amino acids)
Biological process (GO): carboxylic acid metabolic process
Molecular function (GO): pyridoxal phosphate binding; carbon-carbon lyase activity
Source: RefSeq, a predicted model, not a curated record
AUGACUGAAGUCCAAAAAGAAGCCCCAAAAGAAGUUCGACAAGAAGAGUUCGAUGCAGUCCACGCCUACUUCAUCGGGCCCAAGGGCUCCAACUUGCCUGAUUUUCGAGCCAACAUCAACACUAUUCUUGAUGAACUCCUCGCCGCUCGUCAGAGCUACUAUCCUCAGGAUCAGGCCUUCAUCUCCAAAGAAUACCGCCGCUCCCCAGUAUUCCUCAAAGCCCGCUCCGAUCUUCGUCUCGCAACCGAAAAAGUAGCACAACUUCUCGGUGAACACUCGGCACCGUUCUGGUCCCCUCGUUAUGAGGCGCACAUGUGCACUGACUUGACCAUGUCAUCCCAGCUCGGGUACUUCAUGACUAUGUUGUACAACCCCAACAAUGUCGCUCUCGAGGCUAGUCCUAUGACGACGCUUGUGGAGUUGAGGGUUGGACAGCAGCUUUGCAAAUUGUUUGGAUAUAAUAUUGAUCCACAAAAGAGUCCUCUUUCUUGGGGACACAUCACCUGUGAUGGAACAAUUGCCAAUUUGGAGUCUAUCUGGGUCGCCCGAAACAUCAAGUUCUACCCUCUCAGUCUGAGUCUCGCGCUCAAACGCGGAAAGCUCCAGUUCAUUGCAGACAGGUUUUACGCCACUUCAUGCUUCCACGCCACUACCAAGACCCUGUUCAAAGAUCUUCAAGGAUGGGAUCUCCUCAACCUUCCCUCCGAGGUCAUCCUUGAUCUACCAGACCAGCUCAACAAGCAGUUUGGCAUCACCAGCAAGUUUCUUGAGAGUGCUCUCCAUGAAUUCAACAUCCAGUCCAUUGGUCGCGAGGUUCUGGAGAAAGAAUUCAAGGUCAAGGAGCCAACCAAGUACUUUGUCAGCAAGACUCGUCAUUACUCGUGGCCCAAGGGUGUUGCAAUUGCCGGUCUCGGCUCUGAUAACGUUGUUGGUGUAGAAGUUAACAACAGCGCUCAGAUGAACAUCAAGACCCUCGAAGACCAUCUCCACAAGUGUGUCGAGACCAAAACCGCUGUCUUUGCAGUCGUCGCUAUCAUUGGCUCCACCGAAGAAGGCGCCGUUGACAGACUCACCGACGUUCUUCGCCUCAAGAAGAAAUUCCAAGAUGAGCACGGUUUGUCGUUUCUUGUCCAUGCCGAUGCUGCUUGGGGUGGUUACUUUGCUACAAUGCUGAACCCUGAUAGACGUUACAGCGUAGAGGAGCAGACUGACGCAAAGCCUGAGCCGGAGUGGUACUUGGAUCCCAAGACUGUCGAGGAUAUCAAGGCUAUGGCUCAGGCGGACUCGAUCACGGUUGAUCCGCACAAGGCUGGUUACAUCCCGUAUCCUGCGGGAAGCUUGGUGUAUCGUGAUGGGAGGAUGAGACAUCUUGUUACUUGGUCUGGACCAUACCUUUCGCAAGGUUCUGCUGAGAACAUUGGUGUUUAUGGUGUCGAGGGCAGGGAACCUGGUGCUUCAGCUAUGUCAGCGUGGUUCUCUAAUCAGACCAUUGGCCUCAAUCACCAGGGCUACGGUAAACUCCUCGGCGAAGCAACCUUUACCAGCGCAAGAAUCUCAGCCCACUAUGCCACCAUGGACAACGACUACUUCAUGUGCAUCCCCUUUAACAUGCUUCCAUCCGAGAAUCAAGGCAACAAGAAGUUCCUUUCCACGUCUGUCAUGAACGAGCGAAAGAAGAUUCGCGACCUCAUCAUUGGCAAGACCGACACAGAGAUCUUCAAGUCGAAGGAAGCCAUGAAGAUCAUUCGUGACUUGGGCUCUGACACCAACAUCAACUGCUUCACUCUUAACUGGAAAGAUGAGAAUGGUGUUUUGAACACUGAUCUUGAAGAGGCCAAUUACCUCAUGAAGAGAGUCGUUGACAAACUCUCCAUCACUUCUCCCAACACUGAUCCUUCUACCAUUCCCAUCUACCUCACUUCGACUCAAUUUCUGCCUGAGGACUAUGGUACUUGUGCACACAAGUUCAUGGAGAGAAUGGGUGUCAAAGAGUCUAACCAAAGCCUUUUUGUCAUCCGAAAUGUUGUCAUGAGUCCAUUCCCCACAAAGAAAGAUUUCAUCUCGACCAUCAUGAAGGACUUGGAGAAAGUCGUUAUUGAACAGGUCGAGAAGGUCAGGAAGAGAAACGAUCCCGGUGCCAAGAAACUAAAAUUCCUUGUGCAAGGUUCACCAGAUGCAUCUGAGGUGUAUCUUGUAUUUCAGGCUUCGUUUCACAGUGUGACACGAAGACAGCAGGUCAUUUUAUCUGCCGAACUUGACGAAGACUUGAAGAAGUUUUACAAUGAUAUCUUGAAGGACAGUCAGGAUACAAUCGUCAUGUUGGAGACGUGUGAUGAGUUGUAUGUUUCCAAGGUCAUUGAACGAAUCUCAGAGGGAGUUGAGUUACCAGUGUCCUUGUUUGAGAAUGGAUUACAGGAGUAUCAGAAGGAGCAGGGUGUCAUCACUCUCAAGUCUGCGAUCAAGAGUCGCCCACUCAACUCGAUCAACCGAGACAUCGAGUAUCCUGACAAGUUCAUGCCAUUUUAUCUUUACGGUUCAGAGGAUGAAUUGCACAUUACGCACACUCUUGUCAAGUCGCCCAACAUUUCACUUUCGGCCAGCAAUGUUACUUUUGAACCCCCCAUCCCAUCAUCAGUUACAAGCAACCUUCUCACUGACGGGUUAAUCCUCGGUCUCGUCCAGAUCCCCGAAGCAUCCGUGCAACCAUUUGCACAACAGAACAAAGAUCUUGAAGAAGAUUUUUUCUUUUCUAGUGGUAAGAAGUUUAAGGUUUCCAUUUGGGAGGAUCCAAAGUCUUAUGAUCAAGCUGGUCCUGGUUUGCUCAAAGACCUCGACGAUGAUUUGUACGAAGGCGUGAUGACUCUUGGCGAGAAUGUUUUCGUGGAUGCGGAGGGACCAAAUGAGGAUCAGUUGAAGGAUAUCAAGGUUGAGUCAGACGCUUGGCAGAGAAAGUUGGAUGAGAUUGGGAGCGUUUUGGAUGGAACUCACACUUGCAAGGAUUAG